Molecule: messenger RNA, 1704 nt
Organism: Caenorhabditis sp. 36 PRJEB53466
Lineage: Eukaryota; Metazoa; Nematoda; Chromadorea; Rhabditida; Rhabditidae
Source: the annotation of a GenBank genome assembly
AUGAGCUCCAAUUCUUCAAUUUCAACUGACUAUAACUUUUCGAACGGACUGAGCUUCAUCGCGGCAGUUCUCAUUGCGAUUGUAACUGACUCUAGGGCUGUAUUAUCAAGAGACUUUCUGCUUUUAGGUUGGAAUCUUCGGAGUAAUCACCAAUUCAUCAAUUGCCUAUAUAUUUUACAAGGAAAAGUCGGAACGAAGUGCGUUCAAUCUGAUUUGUGUCUUCCGAUCCGUCUCCAAUGUGAUCAUACUGACUGCCACGUUCCUCUUUGUUUUCUUUCCGAAAAUCAUCAUGUAAGAGUUCAAUUUCCUCUUCAAAUAUUAUAAAUCUCCAUUCCAGUGGUUCUUCCCUCUACCCGCCAGCUCUGGAAUCCUGGCUGAUCCACCUCAGUCUUUCCCUCUAUCUCGGCAACGAGUACCAGAUCAUUCUGGUUGCCCUAAACCGCUUCUGUGCUCUGUUUGCACCCACUUAUUAUGCUCGAAUCUGUGGUCUCUCCCCUACUUUGAUUGCUCUCAUUCUCAUGUAUUCCUACCGUAUCUUCAAACUAAUUGUCGAGUUGAUUCCCCAAACUGCAAAGAACUGCUACACUUGUUUCUCCACGGAGCUCCUCUCGUGGGUCUACGAUCCUAAUCCGGACUGUGCAUUCGAAGAUGACAUUCUCCAAGUGAUAUUAUACACUUUCAUCACUAUGACAUUCAUUAACGUUGUCACUUUUCUCAAAAUUAUCAGUUUCUAUCUGGUUAGAUUCAUAUAGUUUCCAUAAUUUAUUAAAUUUUUCAGAAUUCCAACCAAAGGAGUAUAAUGGAAAGGGAAACGGGAAAAGGAUCAGAAGGAACAUCUUGCUCUUCUUCCAGACUAUUUUGCAAGACUCUCUUUACCUUAUCGACCUCACAUUCACCUUCAAAUUGAGGUUUUGCUGCUUUGUUUCCACUCAUAAAGCGGUAUGUUUUCAGUGGUCUGAGCACUCAUCGCUUCUGGACGUUUGUCAGCGGAACGUUUGUGUGGGAAUGCAUUCAUUCGAUUGAUGGGUGGGUGAGCACACUACGCAUAUUAUUCACUUCUUCUCUUGUUUUCACCAACCAACAACAAAGCAAUUUGAAAGAGGCUCUAAUUUACAUGCCUCGCUCAAAAAUUAAAUGUUUGGUCCGAAAAUUGCAUAGGCCAAGAAAACUUCAAGAAAUCAAGCAAAUACGAGUUAGGCAAAAUGCGACAAACUGAGCCAUGAUCAUGCCGUUCGAAAAACGUUGAUUUCAAAUUGAAUACAUCUUCAAAUAUCCACCAAUUUGAAUUUCCUCCUAAUCACAAGAAAUGCCUUCGAGCGGGACAGUGCGCUGUCGAAGUUGUUGCCGUGGUCUGGAAAAAUCCUUGGACUUGACGCACGUUUACAAAAAUUUAGCCAUUUGUAAAUACAAAUCAGUACAGAAAUAAACAUAGUGCAUCUAGCUCACAGUGAAGAGCUUCGUCUGAAUUUCCUCGGUCACUGCAACGGCCCGCUGUUUCGUUCAAGGGCGUUGGGUCAACUUAUGUGGGAAUAACAGACAGAUUCCCUAGUCCUUUGAAACUAUUUCUUCAGAUUCAUCAUGAUAAUGUUCAACGAACGUCUCUCAUUCCUGAAGAAGCGCUUUCAGCAACCGACGCCCUCGAUCUCGCUCGCCGGCCGUCUCAAAACGGUCGCCGUCUCUAACACGCUGCCGUCCGUCGGAUGA